Molecule: messenger RNA, 1441 nt
Organism: Varanus komodoensis (Komodo dragon)
Lineage: Eukaryota; Metazoa; Chordata; Lepidosauria; Squamata; Varanidae
Gene: MFAP4
Product: microfibril associated protein 4
Exons: 7
Coding region: 106-957 (283 amino acids)
Biological process (GO): elastic fiber assembly
Source: RefSeq, a predicted model, not a curated record
GGGAGGAAGCGGGUGGGUGGGGGGAGCCGCAGCUCCUCAAGACAGUCUGUCCAGUCCCGUGUGAACCGGGGAACAGGACUCGCAAGCGAGGAGCCUCCGGAGAUCAUGAAGUAUUCAACAGAACUCAUGCAUAUUCUGGGCAUUGCUGACUCUCCUGCUGAGCUAUCCAUUGGGUCAGAUGUUUCUGUGUUCCUGCCCAGCUCGCUGGUGCUCCUUCUCCUUGUCCAGUUGCCACCCUCACAAGGACAGGCCAUCAAUCAACAGGCCCAGCAGCCACAACUCUGCAGAGAAGAUCUCCUUCCACUAGACUGCGAAGAUGUUUACGACCAAGGCUCUGAGACGGACGGCGUGUACCUCAUUUACCCAGCAGGCCCCAACAUCCCUGUGCCUGUGUACUGCGACAUGACCACCGAUGAUGGGAAAUGGACGGUUUUCCAGAAGCGCUUCAAUGGUUCAGUCAGUUUCUUUCGGGGUUGGAAUGACUACAGAUUUGGCUUCGGCAGAGCAGAUGGCGAAUAUUGGCUGGGGCUGCAAAAUAUCCAUCUCCUGACCCUUAAGCAGAAAUAUGAGCUACGUGUGGAGCUGGAGGACUUUGAGAACAACACAGCCUUUGCCAAAUUCUCUGACUUCUCCAUUUCACCAAAUGCGAUCAGUGCAGAGGAAGAUGGUUACACGCUACAUGUGUCCAGCUUUACUGAUGGAGGGGCAGGUGACUCGCUGUCUUACCACAGUGGCCAGAAGUUCUCCACCUUUGACCGCGACCAGGACCUUUAUGUGCAGAACUGCGCAGCCCUCUCUUCAGGUGCCUGGUGGUUCAAGAGCUGCCAUUUUUCCAACCUCAAUGGCUUCUACCUAGGCGGAGCCCACCUCUCCUAUGCCAAUGGCAUUAACUGGUAUCAGUGGAAGGGCUUCUACUACUCCCUGAAGAGAAGCGAGAUGAAAAUACGCCGUGUCUGAGACCCAGCCUGGAUGGUGGCCUCUUCCCAGUCCCCACUCCAGCAGUCUCUGGAAACAGGAUUUAGGAUGGAUUGCCAAUUGUUAUUGUUAUUUUUAAAACAAUAUGGUGGAAAGGGAAUUGGCUCUGGGAUGGAUUCAGUAAGGGACAGGGUUGCCAUGGGAAACAUGUCUGCACUCACACAUUUAAGCCAGUUUCAAACCCUUUUAAUUGUUGCAUCUGCAAAAUCAGAAUCUAGAUAAGGACAGGGCAACCUGUCUGGUCCUCCGACGAAUUUCCAAAGCCCUCUGCAAGCAGUUAGCUCAAAACUUGGAUGACAGUGAUCUGACUCUUCCCUGGCAACCAGCUUGGGUGGGAAGGGACAGAAAGGAAGAGGGGUGGUGGAGAGAGAAAAGGUGGUGCUCUGCCCAAUUUUGGUGCCUACUCUUCCCACUGCUGGUUUCUACCCAUUCAUUCCUGGCUCAGAUACUCUGACAGAUUAUAUCU